Arabidopsis arenosa is the source of this 2065-nucleotide messenger RNA. The record is from the annotation of a GenBank genome assembly. Lineage: Eukaryota; Viridiplantae; Streptophyta; Magnoliopsida; Brassicales; Brassicaceae.
UUUCCUUGAAUUUGUUUCCACUUUUGCUUGCUGAUUCUGAUCUUUGCAAAUAAUAUGUCACGAAUACGAAAACGAUUGGCGUCGAUCUUUCCGACUUUUGGGGUCAGAAAUAUGAUCAGAUUUGCUUAUAAACUAGCAAGGGAAGCAAUAGUUUCUGAUAUUACUAGGCUUGUGAAUCGUCCUCGCCAAGCCAAGGCUACCCGCAAAAGGACUUGCAGUAUCUGUUUAGAUGAUGAUAUUAAUGCUAAUCAGAUGUUUUCCAUUGAUAAAUGUCGUCAUAAAUUCUGUUACGAGUGUAUGAAACAACAUAUCGAGGUGAGGCUACUCGAGGGGAGUGUGAUUAGAUGUCCUCAUUACAGCUGCAAGUGUAAGCUGAGUUUUGGAAGCUGUGUCAAUCUUUUGUCACCUAAACUAAGAAAUAUGUGGCAAAAAAGGAUCAAAGAGGACUCUAUUCCUGUAAAACAGAGAAUUUAUUGUCCAAACCCGAGGUGCUCCGUUCUAAUGUCGGUAAACGAGCUCUCUAAAUCUACUAAAGAAGCUGGAGUUAGGAGAUACUUCUCUAAAUCUACUAACGAAGCUAGAGUUAGGAGAUACUGCUUGGAAUGCGGUCAAGUCUUUUGCAUCAACUGUAAAGUUAAAUGGCAUAGUAACUUGUCGUGCGACGAUUACAAGAGACUGGGUCCAAAUCCUACUGCUGAUGAUAUAAAGCUUAAAGUUUUAGCAAAUCAGAAAAUGUGGCGUCAAUGUGAAAAGUGCAAACACAUGAUCGAACUUUCGGAAGGAUGCAUCAAAGUAACCUGCAGAUGUGGACAUAAGUUUUGCUACGAAUGUGGAGCCAAGGCUGGAGGUUGCCGUCAUGCUCUUUUCCAUAUGUAUCUCCCAAUGCAACAACAGUCCCCGUUACCACCGAGGCCACCACUUUUGCCAUUACCGCCCAUGGAGCAUCCACCAGUGUGGGAGGACUCACUGGCAGGAUUUGGGGUGGCAAUUUGCUCACAAGAGGAUGAUAGUGUCUUGUUUCAAAUGAAGAGAUCAAUUCUUAACUCCACCAUUACAGUUUUGGAGGCUGAAGUAAUGGCAUUAAAGCGAGGAUUAACCGAAGCCGUGAGUUUGGGGAUAAAUCAUAUCUCCAUCUGCUGCGAUCAUUACCAGAUUUAUGAAUUGGUCAUGGGGAGAUCUGCGCCUGAGCAUGAGAACAUCACCUUGCUAAUGGAUGACGUGCACCGCAUCAGACAGCAAUUGACAUCUAGCAUCCCUGUUCUGAUGACUGGAAACCAAGCUAGGGUUGCUUAUAAACGUGCAAUGGAAACCGUAGCUUCUGAAAUCAGCAUAAGUAUGCCUGCUACUUGCUGUAUAUGUUUAGAUGAUGAUUUCGAAGCUAAGAAGAUGUUUUCUGUUACUUUAUGCGGUCAUAAAUUCUGCAUAGAAUGCCUCGAACAAGAUAUAGAAGUAGGACUUCUAGAGGGAAAUGUGAUAAGAUGUCCUUAUGACGGCUGCAAGUCUAAGCUGAUUCUUAGAAGCUGUGCCCAUCUUUUGACACCUAAAGUAAGAGAAAUGUGGGAACAAAGGAUCAAAGAGGACUCAAUUCCGGUAUGGGACAGAUUUUAUUGCCCAAAACCAAAGUGCUCGGCUAUAAUGUCGAAAACCGAGCUCUUUGAAUCUACUGAAGAAGAUGGAUACAUGAGAUGCUGCGUCAAAUGCAAUAAACCCUUUUGCAUCAACUGCAAAGUUACCUGGCAUAGUAACUUGUCGUGCGAGGAUUUCAAGAGAUUGGGUCCAAAUCCUACAGCAAUGUGGCGUCAAUGUAGAAAGUGCCAAGACAUGAUCGAACCAUCGAUAGAACGCAUUAAUGUAACUUGCAGGUAUCAUCUCAAAUCAUAUUCGGCAGCUGUAUAUAUAAACCUUAUGGGAAUUUGAUUACAUGUUCGCCUAUUUAUUAACAUAGUAAUUUCAUCAUUGAUGGAUAGAUGUGGCUAUUCGUUUUGCUACAAAUGUGGAGCCGAAUGGAAGCUAAAAGGCGGUUGCUAUCAUCGCUACGAUAUGAUAAUGAAGAUUGUUUUCUUAG